This is a messenger RNA of Rangifer tarandus platyrhynchus (Svalbard reindeer), 474 nucleotides long. The record is from the annotation of a GenBank genome assembly. NCBI's taxonomy places the organism in Eukaryota, Metazoa, Chordata, Mammalia, Artiodactyla, Cervidae.
AUGGAAGGACUGCGAAAGGGUUGGGGGACAGGCCUGGUGCGCUUAGCCGUGCGCCCUUGCCCGCCGCCCUACUCCUCGCCCAUGGGCGCCGGGCACCUGAGGGAAGGGCGGGGAAUCCCGACUCCUUCACCGCCGCGCCCUCUCCGCCCUCUCCCCGCCUCCUUCUCGGGCGUCCCGAGGCUAACCCCCCCACUCGACGGCCGCGACCCCGCAGGCCCCGCCGCCCAGCCACAACCCCCUCCCCCGCCGCCCCGGACGGUGGAAGCGCUCUCGGGUCUUCAACAACGAAAGGCGGGCGGGAGCCGCCCCCGGGCCAGGCCACGGCCCCUCGGGCUUCCCGGAAGCUCGGUGCGCGGGUGGCACCACCGCGCCCGGAGCCACCGCUGCGCCCCCAGGCAUCCCCACCCCGCGGUGAGAGUGUCGGAGGCUACGCAGGUGAACGCGCAGGCGGCCGCGGGGAGGGGUAUCCGGUGA